Synchiropus splendidus (mandarinfish) is the source of this 7970-nucleotide messenger RNA. RefSeq names its product NACHT, LRR and PYD domains-containing protein 12-like. Lineage: Eukaryota; Metazoa; Chordata; Actinopteri; Syngnathiformes; Callionymidae. Bases 227 to 3340 code for a protein of 1037 amino acids. Gene Ontology annotation, molecular function: protein binding. The transcript is spliced from 12 exons. The record is from RefSeq and is a predicted model, not a curated record.
AAGAGACGCGCUGAACCAGAGGGUGCGGUUCGAUUCCCGUCUGAUCUGAAGGCUGUUUUUCACUCCAAUAUUUCCAGUCUCUCCAGCUCCGAUCAUCCAGGCGGUGGUGGAACACACACACACACACACACACACACACACACGGGACUCACUGCUGUGGAUCAACACACUGACAUCGAACACAAUCUGAGUUCACAACUUUGGACCGGAACAACUGAGCUCCGACAUGGACCCGAGACUCACAGGUGACGCCUCUGCUGAGACUCGGGGCAGAGAGGAGGGAGACCCCCCCUCUAAAGGACCUGGGACCAAAGCUCAGAGAUCUACGCUGCAGCCAGAACCAGCUGGACCUGGACCUGGACCUGGACCUGGACCUGGACCCAGCUGUGUGUCUCUGAAGAGUGAUCGCUCCAUGCCUAGACAUAUUGACUUCAGAGGAGGAGCGGAGUCUUCAGGUCCAAGGAUCCAUCAGGAGUCUGGACUCUGCUGUGACUCUCUGAAGAGUCAUGUCUCCAAGGAUCUCGUGAUUGACUUCAAAGCUGAAGAGUCUCCGGAGGAGAGAGAGGACCAUCAGAGCUCAGAGCUUCUCAGUGGUCAGCAACAUCCAGACUCUGCACGGCAGCGGCUGGAGGAGAAGUUCCUCAGCUAUGUGAGCAGAAUCUGGAGACUUCUGGGUCCAGAUGAGCCAGAACCUCCAGAGACUGAGGAAGAGGAGCAGUGGAGGAGCAUCAGGGAAGAAUUCCUGAAGAUCACAGUUCACCUCCUGAGGAACAUGGAGGAGGAGGAUCUGGCCCAGCGUCUGUGGAGCAGAAGUGGUGCUGGAGCGUGUGCAGGGCGACUGAAGAGGAGCCUGCAGAAGAAGUUCCACAGUGUGUCUGAGGGGGUCGCUAGAGCAGGAAACUCUGCCCCUCUGAAUCAGAUCUACACAGAGCUCUACAUCACUGAGGGGGGCACAGAGCAGCUCAACCAGGAGCACGAGGUCCGACAGAUCGAAGCAGCAACCAGGCAGCAGACCAGACCACAAACUACCAUCAGACCAGAAGACCUCUUUAAAGCCUCAGCUGACACAGAGCCACCAAUCAGGAGCCUGCUGACGAAGGGCGUGGCUGGCAUUGGGAAGACCCUCCUGACACAGAAGCUGACUCUGGACUGGGCUGAAGACAAAGCCCACCACAACUUCCAGCUGGUGUUUCCUUUCACCUUCAGAGAGCUGAACCUGCUGAAAGAGAAGCAGUUGAGUUUGGUGGAACUUGUUCAUCUCUUCUUUCCUGAAACCAAAGACUCAGGACUCAGCAGCUUUGAAGGAGUCCAGGUUCUGUUCAUCUUGGACGGUCUGGACGAGUGUCGACUCCGUCUGGACUUCAACAGUGGGGUCCUGACAGCAGCUACAGAGUCCACCUCAGUAGACGUCCUGCUGACCAGCCUCAUCAGGGGGAAGCUGCUUCCCUCAGCUCAGCUCUGGAUCACCACACGACCUGCAGCAGCCAAUCAGAUCCCUCCUGAGUGUGUGGACAUGGUGACCGAGGUCAGAGGGUUCACUGACCUCCAGAAGGAGGAGUACUUCAGGAAGAGGUUCAGAGAUGAGGAGCAGACCACCGUCAUGUCUCACAUCCGGAGAUCACGAAGCCUCUACAUCAUGUGUCACAUCCCCAUCUUCUGCUGGAUCACUGCCACAGUUCUGGAGGACAUGUUGAAGAGCAGAGAGACCGGAGAGCUGCCCAAGACCCUGACUGAGAUGUACAUCCACUUCCUGGUGGUUCAGGCCAAAGUCAAGAAGCUCAAGUACCAUGGAGGAGCUGGGACCGACCCAGUUUGGGAUCCUGAGAGCAGGAAGAUGAUGGAGUCUCUGGGAAAACUGGCUUUUGAGCAGCUGCAGAGAGGAAACUUGAUCUUCUAUGAAUCAGACCUCACAGAGUGUGGCAUCGACAUCACAGCUGCUGCACUUUACUCAGGAGUCUUCACACAGAUCUUCAGAGAGGAGAGAGGACUGUACCAGGAGAAGGUCUUCUGCUUCAUCCACCUGAGUCUCCAGGAGUUUCUGGCUGCUCUUCACGUCCACCUGAAGUUCUUCAACUCUGGAGUCAACCUGCUCGACUCGCAGCAAACAUCCAAACUGGCAAAAAUCUUUGGACUUCACAUCAAACCGUUCUACCAGACAGCAAUAAAUGAAGCUGUAGAAAGUCCAAAUGGACAUCUGGACCUGUUCCUGCGCUUCCUUCUGGGUCUUUCUCUGCAGACCAGCCAGAGGCUCCUUCCAGGUUUGUUGACACAGACAGGAAGUAGCUCCUGGACCCAUCAGGACACAGCAGAGCUCAUCAAGAAGAAGAUAAGGGAGAGAGUGUCUCCAGAGAGAAUCAUCAAUCUGUUCCACUGUCUGAGUGAAGUGAAGGACACUUCUCUAGUGGAGCAGGUCCAACAGCAGCUGAGAUCAGGAGCUCUCUCCUCUCGUAAACUGUCUCCUGCUCAGUGCUCCACCCUGGCCUUCAUCUUACUGUCCUCAGAGGAAGAUCUGGACGUGUUUAACCUGAGGAAAUACUCUGCUUCAGAGGAGGCUCUUGAGAGGCUGCUGCCUGUGGUCCAGGCUUCAAAGAAAGUUCUACUGAGCAGCUGUGGACUGUCAAAGAGAAGUGGUUCCCUUCUGUCCUCAGUCCUCAGCUCUCCGUCCUCUAGUCUGACACAACUGGACCUGAGUGUCAAUGAAGACCUGAAGGAUGCAGGAGUGGAGCUGCUGUCUGCUGGACUGAAGAGUCCACACUGUCACCUGGAGACUCUCAGCCUGAGCAGGUGUGGACUGUCAGAGAGAAGUGGUUCCCUUCUGUCCUCAGUCCUCAGCUCUCCGUCCUCUAGUCUGACACAACUGGACCUGAGCUGGAACUGGGACCUGAAGGAUGCAGGAGUGGAGCUGCUGUCUGCUGGACUGAAGAGUCCACACUGUCACCUGGAGACUCUCAGCCUGAGACUCUGUGGACUGUCAGAGAGAAGUGGUUCCCUUCUGUCCUCAGUCCUCAGCUCUCCGUCCUCGAGUCUGACACAACUGGACCUGAGUGUCAAUGAAGACCUGGAGGAUGCAGGAGUGGAGCUGCUGUCUGCUGGACUGAAGAGUCCACACUGUCACCUGGAGACUCUCAGUCUGAGAAGGUGCAUGAUCUCAGAGAGAGGCUGUGCUUCUCUGGCCUCAGCUCUGACCUCUAACCCCUCCCACCUGAGAGAGCUGGACCUGAGCUCCAACCAUCCAGGAGGACCAGGACUGGAGCUGCUGUCUGCUGGACUGAGGAGUCCAGACUGGAGGCUGGAGACUCUCAGGCUGGACGACUGUGGACCACAGUGGUUAAAGAUCUGACCAGAAGAAGUGUGAGUGAGUGAUUGAUCCCUGAGAACUGCUGGACUCACAAGUCUCUGGCAGAGCAGCAGACCUUCUUCUCUUUCAUUUCACCCCCAUUUUGGCUUCUCUCCACUGGCUGCUGUGACUUUUACAAUUGAUUUGAAAGUUCUUCUGUUUGUUUUAAAAGCUUGAAAUGGUCUUGUCCCUCAGCACCUAGUGGAGCUUUUAACCCCUGAGAUCCUUGAGGUCAGCUGAGCAGCUGCUCCUGGAGGUACCUAAAACUGAGCCUAAGAUGAGAGGAGACCAGGCUCUCUCAGUCUGUGGAAUGUCCUCCCUCCCCAUGUGAGACAGGCACCAUCGCUGUCCACUGUUAAAACACUUCUUACAAGGCACUUUUACUGCACGCUCUAUCCUGAUUUUACAGUUGUACAGCACUUCUUGUGUUGUUUUUGAAGUGCUGUAUUAAUAAAUAUGGUAUUUGUCAAGACUGACUCCGAGUCUCAGCAGCCGCUGCCGUCAUCAUGGAGAGUUUCCUGCUCAUCUGAGGCAGAGUCUCAGUGGAGAGCAGCACAGAGGAAGACUCCUCAACAGCAGUCAGAGAAGAAGCCUCCACCCUCACAGAAGCUCUUCAUCUGUGGAAACACUUCUGUCUUCAACGCCCCAAACAGCUCAGAUGUCCAGAUUUUGCUCUUGUUUUCCAUGACUCUUUCAUGCCACUUCUUCUCUGAAGCCUUCCGUCGUGUCCAUGACUUGAACCCUUUGAUGUGGACACGUGAGGAGCCCGUGUUCUGGACACACGGAUGAUGAAUCAUCCAAAAUGCCCCACACCAGUGAGGAGGAGAUCGUGGUGUGAAACUCAGGAGUGUAGGUCACGUGACACUGUGGGCUCCUCAGCGAGUCUCUGUAACUGCGGAUGCUGCUGUGAAAGGUUGACUGGAGUGAAACAUGUGCUGCCAUCAUGAGUCUCCUGGCGCUGCUGCGUCUGGGUCCGUGUUUCUCUCACAGUGGAGACGCAGCAGGUUCUAAAUCAGCUGAGCGGACGACCGUCUGGAGCCUCGUGGGACAGAUACACGGGUGGAUCCUGUUGAGGCUUUCCUGUGUCAAAAGUACCAUUCAAACCAGGAUCAUGAACUAAAGUCGUCCACACUCCAGCGGCCAGGUGCCUUGCUUUGGUCUGGCUUUCAUGCAGCGCGGCGCUGCGGCCCAGGCUGUGGUUUCUCUUUGGCUCUCACAGGCACAUGCUGUUUUAGGAAGACGUCUUCCUGUUUUAAUGUCACUGCUGUUGUUUGAGACGCGGAGCGGAACCCAAUAGCAGUAAUGCAGGAGUCACAGGAGUCAGACAGCGGGUCAAAAUACAGCCAUUUCAGAAAUCAAACAGAAGCGUCACCGAACUGGGAGAAACGAAUGGGAGCAGAGUCUGUAAAGAGAGAGGACAAACACAAUGAGCAAUAAAACACAAAAACUAUCAAGGUGGUCAGAACGAACUCACAGGUCAGGAGAAGCAAUAACAAGGAGAAAACCAGGAAGCUGCGGGGAGCAGAGAGACCAAGGAAAGGCCAAACACAGAAGCCAGAGCAGCAGGGUUUAGAAAGGGUGAACCAAAGAUCAGUCAAUGGACGGGGAGAGAGAGCAAGCGGACGCAGCCAAUGAACGAACAAUUGGAGUCCAUCUGGCUCACGUUGCUGAGUCCAGGUGGCUUUAUACUCGGGUGAUGAGAAGAUGACAACAGGAAGGAAGGAGGGAAGGAAAGAAAACAGGGAUCAAGGGACAAAGUAAAAGCGGCUCAAGUCACUUCUCACUGGUCUGUUAGUUCCUCUCCGCUCCAACCUUCUCUGCUAGAAACAGAAUCCUUGCUGAUACGAAGCGCUGCAGCAGCAGAGCAGGCGACAUUUGGGAAACACUUUGGUCCAAUAAAUAUCAACUCUGUCAUUUUCACACAGAGCAAGACUAGUGUCGCCCCACAGCACAGAGAGAAGCUCAGCUGACUCAACUUACUGUGGCUCAGUUGACUUUCAACACUGGCGUGGGAUGGGUGCAGUCCCAAGUUUGAGCGCAGUGACACUGGAGGUGGGCGUGGCUUUGAAGCUCCUCUGCAGAGGAGGUCCAGCAGAGGCUCAGAACCAUGCGACUGGAGUGGGGAAGGUUGUGUAGAAGGGUGUGAGUGGUGCGUGAAGGUGUGAAGAAGCAGCUCUGAUGGAGGGAAAGCACUGGGACAGAGAGGCAAAGAGGGCAGGGAGCGUCAACACGAUGCAGACAGAUGUUCCAUACGGAGGGUCGGUUCACUCAAGGCUGUCGGUCCUCAGAGGACAUGAGACGUCUCCUCCACUGCUGCUGAGGCUGCGAGCUCAUGGGAGCUGUGCAUCUGUGAUGCAACAUGAACGUUGUUGGAACUGCUCCUGCUGCUGAGGAAUGAAGCCAUCAUUCCCCCGGCUCACCUCACCCUCUCUCACUCGUGUGUCGCAGCACACCAGUUGAAGACGCUGCAAUAUGGGACAGUUCAUCUGCUCCUCAAAGUCGGGGCCCCAGGUCCUCCACAGAGUCCUCCACUGACAGAGGUUUAUCACCAUCUCACGUCAGUCAAACACGCUUCAAGAAGACGCUCAUCAUUGCUGAAGCUUCUGCUAUGACGAGACUUCACGUGCACUUUCACUUGUAAGACGGGAUGGGACGGGACGGGACGGGACGAUCUCACAAAGGAGGAAUUCACCGUCACAGCAUCUCUUGAGUUGUUGGUGCAAAGGAUGUAUCCAUGACGACGGUCGGCUCUACACAGUAGGGAUGAAGGACCUGUGGUGGUGCUCCUUCCUGCACUGAGGUUGAGCUGCUCAGAUCCUCUGGGCUCUGAUUCAGUGGGUGAGAGCUGUUGUCCAUGAUGGAGGUGAGCUUGGCCAACACGCUCCUCUCACUCACCUCCUCCACAGAGUCCAGAGCAAAGCCCAGGACAGAGCUCCUGACCAGCUGCUUCAGUCUCUUCCUGCCCAGCAGACCACCAUCGAGUCAUCAAAGCUCCGAGCAGAGCAUCACUCCAGCUUCCACUGCAAGUUUAUCUCUGUGUAUAAGUUCUGUCAGUGCACUGAGUCCGUGGUGUUUGGCAGAACGUCCUGUUUCUCAGGAGAGAAAUGUAUUAUUGCUGUGGUUUGUUUUGGAAAUGUGCGUGUUCCUUUAGCAUCUUCAUCUUCAAUGGGAUCAGCAUGAGACUCCCUUCUUGGUUUUUCUUGGUGUUGCCUGUUAGGUGGUGGUCUUGAGCGACUCCUCCGUUCUGCUGCAUGUUCAUGUGCUGUCUUGGUCUGUUGGUCUUCUUGCAGCACCUUGCCCCAGGACCUUUAGUGCCACACGCUGAACGCUCAUCAUUCUCAGCAGGACAUUGACGUGGUUUGUGUUUGGUUCCACGACUCCCACACGUGCGUCCUCUUUCAAAUGCCUGUCUUUUCUCACUGUGUGGCAUAUUCAACUUCUGCAGUGGCUCAUACCCUGCAGACAAGGCUUCAUAUGUCCACCUUCUGCCAGCACAUCAGCUUUGGGUUUGCUGUACGAGUCAUUGCUCAGAGCAUCAUGAGGUGUGCGGUGAUGAUGCCUGACUUCUGGCUCUGGUCACAGAGUCAUGGAUGCCCUCACCCGACCUCUGUCUGUAUUGCAUCAAGUGUGGUCCGUGAAUUCUGAAGUUCACGUUCAGCUUUAGCUGACCUUCGCAAUACUCCCACAAUUGAUCAUUUUUGCUCGUGUUCACUGAGGCCACUUGCGUCGAGUCUUCAUGUCCAAUGCCACGACAGAUGGGUCUCCUUUGUUUGGCAGUGUCUGUUAUUUCUUCUCUUCUAAAUACAGACACCUUUUUUGUUUCAAUAGUGACGCAGCCUCGCACCCAUCCGGGUCGGACCAGUUGAUCAUCGGGAGAUGCGACGCCAUGGUGCGGCAAGUCCUCCGCUUCAGAUUCACCUUGCUUGAAUGACCACAGCCAUUAUCCCCAGACAGUCCUUUGGCUCUGUCCUGGCUUCUCUCAGGUGUUUACCGCUGCCACCAUGAAGUGUGACGAUGUAUGACGAAGGAGCAAGGACGCCACUCUGGUCGAGGUUUACCUUUUAGAUCAAUCGUUCUCAUAGACACAGGAGACACCCGGGGUCACACGUGGACCAAACAUGGUACCAACACUAUAUCUAUAUAGAGAGGGUUUUCACUGCGCGUCAUGGCCGCGUCAUCCAGCCCAGGAGCCGCCAUGUUGGAGCUCCUCUUUGUCAACACCCCCAUAGGCUGUGACUGGAGUGAGAUGGAAAACCUCAGAAAGGCUCGUCGUGCGUGGUGUGCGGACGAGUCAGGGAACUGUUAUACCGAGUCACCUCAUAUGAGAAUGUGACGUAUUUAAACAUUUUGAUGACUGUGUGUGAGAGAGAGAGAGAAAGAGCUUUUUCAGGGAACGUUCUGAAAACUGUGUGGGUUGGCAUCAAUAAACAUGUUCUGAUAAAAGUCUUCCACGGCAAUACAAUGCAAAUGAACAGUCAUUUAGGCUGCACUUUUUCUUUUUUAAUCCACAGUUUGGCCUCCAAGGUCCUGCUUCAGCUUCGCUAACCACAAGCUCCUCCUCUCUUCCUACAAGUACUGGCACUGUUCUCCUUGGUUUGUCAUCACUUUUGGAAGUGGAUAAAAUUCCAAAUGU